UUUUCGCGCAAGUUCAUGUUAUGUCGCAGACAUGGCGAAACGUGCGCCGAUGCUUCCCUGAAGACAGCUGUGGAAAGAAGUGAAUGAAUGUCCACUCUACAGGAUCUAAAAUUUCUUUUUAAAAAUGUCACUCGACAGGGCGAAGGCUUAUGACAUCUUGGGUGUUCCAAGAGGUGCCAGCGAGGCUGAUGUCAGAGCAGCUUACAAAAGGCUGGCGCUGAAGUGGCACCCUGAUAAACAUGCCAAUGAUGAAGCGGCCACUGAGAAAUUUCAAGAGAUCUCUGCCGCGUACAAGUACCUUACAACAGAAGAGAGGACUGAACACAUCCUGACUAUGGAUGACAUGUUCGAGUUAUUUGCACAGAUUUUCUUUGGUUCUAGAGCUUCCUAUAACGGUUAUAUUGAUACGAGUGACGAAUAUGAUGACGACAGUGAUGAAGAUUUCUGGGAAACGGUGGAAUCAAGAAGACGACCUUUUCACAGAAAAACUACAGAAUAUUCUUAUACAGCAAACAGACCAACAGAGAGUGAGGCCAGCAAGAAUGCGGAGGAGCUGAUGGCAGAAGAGGAGCGGCAGAAGAAGUCCAAGGAGAAGCGCAAGUCCAAGAAAAAGCGGCAGCGGGAGAAGAAGCGGGAAGAGAGGGCUCGCAAGGAGGAGGAGGAGGCCCGCCAGCAGGAAGAGAAGCAACGCCAGGAGGAGUUCCUGCGGAAAGCCCGAGAGUCGGCCGAGAAGGCCAAGCGGGAGGCAGAGCUCAAACAGAGGAUGUCCCAGCCUACCAACUCAUCGACCCUACUCCAGGGAACAACACACUCGACGUCUACCGGAAGAGUCAAUCACGACACUAUGUCCACCAAUUUCGGUUCUUCAAAAACUAAACUCAGUAACAGCAGGGUGCAAGAGCCGUCGGACCCCACGGGGGACGAUGACAUUGCAGGCUGGGACCGGGACAGCGCUUUCUUUGCCGGGGCGACAGCCAACAUCAAGCGGUCAGCCCCCAAGGCAGACAAGGCCAAGAAAAAGGGGGGUGGAGCCAAGGGCCAGAAUGAGGAGGCGGAGUCGGUGAGGGCAAUGAGUUCAGAUCAAAUUGACAACAUGGAUCCGAUUGUUUUGCAAAGCAGACAAACUGCGGUUAAAGGAAAUGAAAUGGCAAACUUGGGCCACUACAGUGCAGCUAUAGAACUAUUUACUCAAGCGAUAGAGUUGGACCCGAGAGAUUUUAGAUUUUUUGGAAACCGUUCUUUUUGCUAUGAUCGUCUAGAAGAGUAUGAAAGUGCUUUAAAAGAUGCAAAUCGCGCUAUUACUUUAUCAAAGGAUUGGCCAAAGGGACAUUUUAGAAAAGGGCGCGCACUAGUCGGCCUAAAGCGUUUUGCCGAGGCGGAAGCAGCAUUUGAACACGUACUCAAAUUGGAUAAAAAUUGUGAAGAUGCCGUUGAGGAGCUCCACAAAGUCCGAGUUGGACGACUUAUGGAGAUGGGCUUCAGUCGGCCCCAAAGCGAUGCUGCCAUCCGUCAAUACGGCUCGGUGCAGGCCGCCCUGGACGCCCUGUUAACCAAUGGCGUCGAGGGCGUCAUCAACUCCUUCCCCGAGGACGUGUAUAUCUCGGACGAGGAGGACUAUAUUACAGAAACCAUUGAACGUAGUAAACUCGAUUCUUGCAAUCCAUUGAAUCUACGCUCCAUAUGGGUUGGCAAUCUUCAUUCUACAGUAUCCGAGAAGCAACUGAGAGAUAUGUUUGGGCUUUAUGGGGAAAUUGAGAGCCUUCGUCGCCUUCCUGACCGCUUUUGUGCCUUCAUUAACUACAAGCGUCCCGAGGAGGCUGCGAGGGCCCUGGAGACACUUCAGGGCGUAGAGCUCGGCGGCAGUUUCCUUUUGAUAAAAUUUCCAGACAACCCUAUCUUGGAUGGCCAGCCCCGCACCACGGUACUGAAGAAGAUUAACCCUACCAAGCAGCCAAAAACAGGUCGGGCGAGCAACGACCAAAAUGAUUCAAGUGGAAACAAGGUCACAGGUCCGGUCAAUGGCAACGAGUGCUACUUUUGGCGGACCACGGGCUGCGUCUUCGGCGACAGGUGCAAGUACAAACAUUACAAGGAGUCCAAAGGGGCGGACAUCAAGCCGUGGCAGAAAGUUGUGUACGAUAACUGAGCAACGCGUCCAAAUUCAUCCAAACUGCCUGCCGGUGUCUUUUGGUGAGGAUCGCAUCAAGUCAAAUAAAAAAACAGAAAAGGAAAUGUGGUCGUCAUCAUCUAGUUCUCGUUAUAGAUUGUUAAAACAACCAACAAAACCAAAUUGCGUCACGUUUCAGUGCUUUUUUACCAAUUGUCUAUGUCUUUUAUUCUGUCUGCUUGGUUUAACAUGUGCAGAAUUUGUAAAGAAUUGUUCAGUGGAAAAAAAGUUUACACAGAAUCUUUCCUGUUAAACAAACCUUUGUUUAUUGUUUAAAUUUGCAAGGUAGCGACGGUUAAAAGCAUGUGAAAGUGGUGACACUGCGUUAUUGCUGGGUACCAGUUAACCAGUUUGCAUUUUCAGAUGGAUUCCGUUCAACGUGGAUUCCAGACCUCUGUUUCAGAAAUCUGGUUUUAGAAAGCCCUCGUGCGAAAACGAGUAGGACCAGUCUUUUGGAAACAGAGACAUCUCUGAUCCUGAAGCUGAUGACAAGUCUUUGGUCUUGUCACGGAUGAAGCAGUAAGCCUGAAAACAAGACUUCUUUCCCUCAGCAUUUCAUCAACAGCACACACCAUAGUUGGCGUCAAAGGCAGACCAAGAAUUAUGUCAUCCUUGCCCAGUGUGGAAAUAUCAUAAUUUAUUUAUCAUAGAAAAAGAUUAAAAAAUAAACGAUAAACAAUUUUUUUUUCUUCUUUACGAGCUAAAAGUUUUGGUGUUAUACUGUUUCAAAUGUUUGUUGUUCAUUUCACUGGUUAUAAAUCUUUGAAUAGGUUUUUUUUUUUGUCAAAAGUUGACUGCGAUCAUUGGGAUUGAAAGUGGGACAUUGGAUGACCAACAGGUUUUCUUUUCAUUCUAGGAGGAAAAAAAGGCGAUUUUUUUUUCCUGCAUGUCAGUUCAGCAGAAUUGUAGACAAGUCACAGUUUCAAUAACUUCUUGUUCGUGUGAUUGGUCAUUCCUCGUGAAAAAAGUACUCUUCCUCGGUACUGCCUUUACUUAAAACAAAAAUUGUCGGAUUGUAAUCCCAAACGUCUUUGUCAUUGAAAUGAAAAGUUUGCCAAGAGACAAAAAAAAAAUCUUUCAAAGCUACGAUUUGGUUGUUCAUGUUUCAUUGCUUUAAUUUAUCCACUAGGCCUAAUUUUGCAUUUACGUUCAUAUUAAGGAAUAAAUAUCCCCUGCAGAAUCAUCAAGUAAAUCCUUACUAUAAUUUUGUAGUUCAUGUAGUACUACUAAUGCUUACCCGUUUCUGUUGUGCUGUUGGAUUUGUGUCCGUUUUUCUCCCUUUGAAAUCACUAUGGGCCUAUAAAUUUGGUGUCUAAUCUGGUUUCAUGUCCCAGUUAUAUCUGGUCGGUUCCGAGCCCAUUCUUCAAUAUCUAGAGUGGUUGAGUAAUGCAGCGUAGCUGCCAAAAGUAGUUGCCAGUCAGUUUUAGAGAUACACAGCGAUAUCCCUUGUCAAAUUAGUACAGGCCAGGUGUAACUGGGACACAAAGUCACGCUGAACCCCAGAUUUAUAGAAUGACCCUUCUGUUACUUGAUUGUAACAUGAAACUAUCCCUGACUGUAAGUAAACUGUAAG
Messenger RNA from Acanthaster planci (crown-of-thorns starfish), 3740 nucleotides. RefSeq lists its product as uncharacterized. Gene Ontology annotation, molecular function: protein binding; metal ion binding; RNA binding. Lineage: Eukaryota; Metazoa; Echinodermata; Asteroidea; Valvatida; Acanthasteridae. The record is from RefSeq and is a predicted model, not a curated record.